AUAUUUUGCGAGACACGAAAUAGUCUCACCGGCCACGAGGAAUCAAGGGAAAGGUGCGUGCGUUGUCAUCCUUCGAUUUGGACCCUGGUUAUGCCACUCGGUGUAUUGUUCUUGUCGUUGUUGGAUAUAACGGAGGAAGGGCUCACACUCCCUCGCUCGUCAUCGGCCGUCCUCUUCGACAGCCAGGUUCUACUCGCAGGUUCUGUAGGAAACGCUAAAAGGAGCACGGUACAGGACGACCCAGCAUCGACUUUCAUCUCGCUCGCACAUUAUCAACAACCGUACGAGCCACCGGCCACGAGACAUCCCGUCGCUCACGAUUCACAACAAGCUCCCUACUAGCAAGUGUCUCGGCAAAUCCGGAACAUACGCGAGACGUUUUGGUUCGGAGGCAGGUCAACCUUUAUCAGAUUAGAGGUAGCAUUGCGACUUUAGCAUUGUCGUCUACCUCGAGCUUUGUUGAAGGAGAAGGGCAGACGAG
Molecule: messenger RNA, 481 nt
Organism: Filobasidium floriforme
Lineage: Eukaryota; Fungi; Basidiomycota; Tremellomycetes; Filobasidiales; Filobasidiaceae
Exons: 1
Coding region: 91-342 (83 amino acids)
Source: RefSeq, a predicted model, not a curated record